Haliotis rubra (blacklip abalone) is the source of this 1739-nucleotide messenger RNA. Its product is annotated as nuclear fragile X mental retardation-interacting protein 1-like. Gene Ontology annotation, cellular component: nucleus. The transcript is spliced from 9 exons. The record is from RefSeq and is a predicted model, not a curated record. The coding region runs from base 219 to 1553 and encodes 444 amino acids. Gene Ontology annotation, biological process: box C/D snoRNP assembly. Gene Ontology annotation, molecular function: RNA binding. NCBI's taxonomy places the organism in Eukaryota, Metazoa, Mollusca, Gastropoda, Lepetellida, Haliotidae.
CAUUUGGUAUCACAGUAAUAUACAUAAUUCCAUUUAUUUACAUAAAACGUAAAUUGCGGUUGGUUUGGUCAAAUACAUGGUAACAAUAAGCAAGCUGAUACCAUCCAUGAAGUGAACCCUUUAAUGUGUCGUAAGUAAAUAUUACUUAUGAUGAACCGUAAACACAUGUGCUCAGCAAAGAUCUUGAUUAAGAGAACUAUUAGCUUGCAUUUUACAGAAUGAAUCCCGGUUAUGGAUAUAACACAUUCGGCCAGUAUGGGAAUUCCAACCCUUACUCACAACAGAAUGGCAUGUUUAACCAACAAUCGUGGAAUCACGGAAUGAACAGUCACCAGUUUCACCCAGGUCAGUUCCCCAGACCGCAGCCUGGACCUUGGCAAUGUCCACCAAGAGGACCUCACGUACAAGGCCGAGGCACGACACAAGGGUUUAGACCGAGGUUCCAACAACGGUUUAGUAAUCAGCAUCAAAGACACAAUAACCCACAUCAGAAUCCUCAUAAUGUGACAAAGACAGGUUUCCACAAUAACAUGCCAAACGACAAGAAGAAAAACAAAAAGAAGAGAAUAGACAAGAGAGAACUUCCGGAAAACAACCAGUUCUUUUGUGACACAUGUGACAGAGGAUUUUGUUCUGAUGAAAAGUACCAAGAACAUGUUUUGCAACAUGAAAAGUGUUCAGAUCCAGCCUGUUCAUAUGUGGCUGCCCCGAAGCUGGUCAAGCUCCACUUCCAGAUGCAACAUCAAACAGGUCUUGCUCACAAGAUAUGGAAGCUUGAAUCACCAGAAGACAUCAAGAAAUGGAUUGAUGAGAGAAAAAGGAAUUUCCCAACAGCAGCCAACAUAGAGAGGAAGAAGGCGAUGGAGACGGAGAGAAGAUCUCGAGGGGAGAGACUGGACACGAAGUAUUUUGGAAAGAUGAAGGGUGGAAGGAACGGAAAUAAAUGGGGCAACAGGAAACGCCACUUCAAUGAUACUGAAUCUGACAUGCAACAUUCCCCCACAAAAAAACCAAACAUGGCAGAACAGACAAUACUAACAAACGGAAGCCUUAAGACUGAGGAUCCUUUGGCAGCCGUUUUGAUGCAGCCUCAAUCUGAAACUUGCACUGACUCUAUCCCUGAUCAAAUGAGUGUUGCUGGGGGGACUAGCGUCCCUCAUGGCAUCUUAUGGAGCAGAUUCAGAACCGGAGGAAUUGCCAAACACAUCAUACAUCAAGUCAAAACAAGGUUAGUCACAGAAUGGAUCAUCUGCACAUGUGAUAAUGCAUUUCCUGUCAUCCGCACAUCUCCAUCAAAAUCUUGUGGCAACAACCAAAAUAAGCCAGACAGUACCCAGAAGCCCAUGUCAAAUAGACAGAGGAAAAAUCAGAAGAAACAAAAUGGCAACUCGAAGAUGCAGAAUUCAAAACGUUCAACACUACUAGAACGGUUGCUUGCAAAGGAGAUCCGGCAUGAGCGGAACGUCUUGCUUCAGUGUGUGCACUACAUUGUCAAACAGAACUUCCUUGGUGUUGACCCGGAGGGAAAAAAGAACAAUGUGGGCUCAAGAUGACAUUUUAGUAAAAAUGCCGUUGAAAUGGACAGUAUGAGUUAGUUUCCUUGGACUAUACAUGAUGAGGAUGAUGUUCACUCGUCAUGUCUUAAAUUUUAGUUUUGAAAACAUUAUGUCUUAUCAUUUUAACAGAUCGUUACAUUUCUUUGUUGUAAUUUUCUGAAAAAUACAAAUAUAUGCAAUGUU